UAAAGUGUUUCUUCGAACUAGCUCGUUUGACUUUCUUUUUUGACUACUGGUGACUACAAGUAAAAACUAUACUAGUAUCCAGGUUCUGUCGUAUUACGAUUUUACAAUGGCAACCGGUGGUAUCACAGUUGAAUCAGUUCUGGGGAAGAUCAGCAGGGAUCAUCUUGAAUGUGCAGUCUGUUCAGACAACUUUAAGAAUCCCAAAGUUCUGGACUGUCUGCACACAUUCUGCCUUAAAUGCCUCCGCGAGAUGAGAACACGGCAAGAUCCUAAAAACAAGAAGCUCAUCUGUCCGAUAUGUAGAAAAGAAACAAAUUUGGAGAAGAUCGAAGUAGAUGAUCUGCCUCAUAAUUUCACUCUAGAUGCUUUGGUGGAUGAGCUAUAUGUACAUCAGAAGCUUCUGGGGAAUGAACCAUCGCGUGUCACAUGUCAGUCAUGUGAGGAAGAAGAUCGGACAGCCGUUUCAAGAUGUAUGGAUUGUGACCACUUUCUAUGUCAGGACUGCAAACAAGCUCAUGGUCGUUUAGCCGUUACGAGAUCUCACACUACCUACUCACUUGAUCAGUUUCGUUCUGGAGAGAUCGUCUACAAAAGUAAAUUGAGAGAACACAUUCCAAAAUGCCAGAAGCACUUAGACCAGAGUCUAAGCAUUUACUGCAAUACCUGUGAGCAGAUGGCAUGCACUACCUGUAGUGUACUAAAUCAUGGGCAACAUGCCCUCGUUGGCAUACCCGAAGCAUAUGACAGCUUCAAACAACAGGUGGCAGAUCUGGUUUCAAAGGUGAAGAAUAAGAUCAAAGAGCUCAAGGAUGCCAAAGACACAGCAAACAUGUUGCAGAAGAAGUUGGACACAUCAUUUGCUGAAACUACGAGGAAGAUUUCCCAAAAAGCCAACGAUGUGGUUGCAAAGCUCAUAGAUGAAGAGAAGAAGUUGACGCAAGAGACCGAGAAGAUUUACAUAGAAAGGUCUGAGACAUUUAACACUUCUGCCGUUAAAAACAGCAACGAAGCAGACCACUCGGAGCAGAAGCUAGCUGAUGUGUGCAGUCUAAUGGCUGAAACAAACCGCUACGAGGUGCUAGACCUCAAGCAGAAAGUAUUGUUUAAUCUCAAAGAACUAACAGAGAAAAAACCAACAAUCGCACCUGAACACUUGUCAAUGUUUGAUUAUAAGGAAGAAGAAGAUUCCUUUGGGAAAUUGGUAUUGAAAGACCAAACGAACAUUGUGCCUAUGCCUCGGGGUCCGCUCUUAAACCAAUCCACUACAACUAAAGACAACAAACUAUUAAAAAUCCUGAAACACUCGUCUGUAAGUGUCAAGAAGGGGCAAUGGGUAUUAAAAACAGAAUUGGCGAACAAGUUUUCUAAUGCAAACUGUGUUGGAGUUUUUUCAAACAAUAAAAUUGUCGCUGUCGAUAAAGGUGACAAUACACUAGUAACUUUUUUUCCAUUGCAUAGGAGCGAGCGUCAAUUCAAAGUCCUUUUCGAUAACGUACAUUUGGAUGGACUAACAGUGAAUAGAGAUAACAAGCUCAUUGCCCUGGAAAGUCCGUAUGUGAAAGUGUAUGGUGAUGAUUCGUGUGUCACGUUCAUACCAGGUGAUGGAUCGAACGCCAAACCAGUAGGUAUUGCAGUAAGUAAAGAUAACAUAAUAGCGGUGAGCUUCGAAGACAGAGAGGAGAUCUCUUUGCACGAACUCGAUGGCACCUUCAUCAAACUACUAACGGCUCCAGGCGUUGGUAGAUAUUUGACUUUCUACAACAACCAAGUUAUUUACACAACAUCAUCUUCUUCUAGAGCACUAAUAUCAAUAGACUGCUCCACCGACACAAUGGUGUCAGAAUUUGGCAUUGGCGACGACGAUAGCAAAUAUAUAAACCCUACUGAUGUGUGUUGUGACCUUGAUGGGAGUUUAUACGUUUCAUGGAAGGGAUACACGGUUGAGAUUCGCCACUACUAUUACAACAAAAGUGAUGGUGAAACCCUUAAAUACAUUACAGUAAUCAAAGGGUGUGGUAGCGCGCGAAAUAUUCUCAUCACACCCGGUGGUGAGUUAGUAGUAGCUGCGGGAAACACGGUUAAAAUUUAUCAUCGUGUGGAGACAGACGACUAGUAAAUCAAGUACAU
Asterias rubens (European starfish) is the source of this 2127-nucleotide messenger RNA. Its product is annotated as E3 ubiquitin-protein ligase TRIM71-like. Lineage: Eukaryota; Metazoa; Echinodermata; Asteroidea; Forcipulatida; Asteriidae. The transcript has 2 exons. Gene Ontology annotation, biological process: positive regulation of DNA-templated transcription. Bases 107 to 2113 code for a protein of 668 amino acids. Gene Ontology annotation, molecular function: zinc ion binding; ubiquitin-protein transferase activity. Gene Ontology annotation, cellular component: nucleoplasm; chromatin. The record is from RefSeq and is a predicted model, not a curated record.